CCUAGAAUAAUCCUUAAUCCUUAAUCAGUACGUUUACAGAUUUUUAGGUUAAAGAAUGCCAACAUGUGCGCGAAUCCGUUUGCAACAAGUCGUCUUCAGUCAACAAUACAAAUAAUAUCUUUCUGCUUUCUUUUUCUUUUCUCUGGUCUUGCUGCGGGGUUUUUGUAUGUGGGGGAAGGGAAAAGUCACACAGAAUGGAUAUUUCUAGCGGCGUCAUUUCUACAGAUAGCAUCAAGUACAAUAAUUCUUCUGGAACCGUUGGAUCCUCUACAAAAUCUUUCUAUCUGGAUAUUUCUUAAUAUCGUAGUGAUGGCUCUUCUAUGGAUAAUUUGGGUAGAAGCUUUUCUUCUGGCACUGAAAUUGGAAGGAAUUCUGAGCUUUGUUCUAGUUUUGGUUCUAACUUUUACUCUUCUCUUAGUUUUUACUAAAUAUACUAAUCUAAAAGAUACGAGAAGAAAGAAAUUGCUCGGAUAUAGUUUAUCAGCUGCCACAAUAGCUGACAUACGGCCCCACGAGGUUGAAAAUAUAACCGGUUCUGCAGAAAAUCCGCCAACUUAUUCAAGUGUUGUAAAUAAUCCUAAGUACACAACCCUACCAAGCUAUGCCGAAGCAAAAUCAUUAAGGUCUCAACCCAACAGUAUUUCCAAAUCAACCAAUGGCGACCAAGAAUAACCAAAACUUAAAAAUGUGAUUUUUAUGUUAAAACAAAAUUAUGUGAUCAACCUGAGGACUAAAACUGUUGAAUUAUAGAGAUAUAUAGAGUAAGAAUCUAUUCAAUUAAAGAUAUGGUUUUGUCCACAGGGGAAAGGAGAACCAGUUAAGAGAAUUAUGAAAAAAUACAAAUACAAAAAAAAACUGUAAAUGAAAACAAUGACGAUGUUAAAAAAAGUGGCAGCUAUGCAAAAAUCAAAGAUAUAGAAACCAGAAAAUCAAGAUCAAGAAACUAAACUUCGUUUUUGCCGCGAACUAAAAUUCUAUAAUCUCUAAUCUUUUCAACCUUGCAGACCUUAUACAGUUCAAACUUUAAAUUCUAUUAGAUUGAAUAAUUUAAGUUUAAAAUAUCAUAGAUUCAAAUCGCCAGCCUGCUAAGAUGGAAGGAUAAGGAAAUUUUAGUUUGUGACAGACAUAAUUUAUUUUAGUUUCUUUUUGAAACAAAUCUCAUAUCAGUCACCCCUCUCAGUUCAAUAAAUAUAUCCUAAUAACUCUGAGCUUUGAAUGUUUGUAAAUAUAUUAAUAAUUGUUAAAUAAAUAUAAAUUAACAUUUA
This is a messenger RNA of Eurytemora carolleeae, 1265 nucleotides long. RefSeq lists its product as uncharacterized. Bases 64 to 672 code for a protein of 202 amino acids. NCBI's taxonomy places the organism in Eukaryota, Metazoa, Arthropoda, Copepoda, Calanoida, Temoridae. The transcript is spliced from 5 exons. The record is from RefSeq and is a predicted model, not a curated record.